CCUCCAGUAAUAAACGUGCAGUAGCUGGACGCUUUCACGCACUCUUUAAUGCGGAAAUAUGAUGAGCCUCAGUAUUGGCGGGCGAAGAAAUAAAAACAAUUGCAGGGAGAUUUCAAGUUAAGUUGACAUUCCUCCCCCGCAUCCCAGUGAUAACAGUGGCGUGCUUUCACUGCAAUGCCGGAUACAGUGUCGGUCAGUGGCAGGGAGGACGCCCCAGUACUAUCCAAGGUGGAGAUGGCGGAUGACAAGUGUGUGGAGGCGGUGGAGGGUGAGGUGACAGAGGCAGGCCAGGACACCCCUGCCCCCAGGCCGGUGUUCCUGGUGCCUGCGCUGGAUGACGCUCAGCAGCGCCAGCAAGUUCUCACAAAGGUCCAGGAGUUUCUUGUUACAGAGUGCCCCGAGUCACCUGGUGUAGUGACAUACGUGGCACAGGUGGGCUGGGAGGAGGCAGGACAGGUACACAGCCUCACCUCCCACCUGCUGUCUGCCUGCCGCGCCCACCACCUGCUGCCCUCCGAGCGUUGCAUCCUGCUGUCCCUGCAAGACCAGUACCAGGCCAUACAGCUGUGCCUCGCCAGGAUCAACAAGCAGAGACGAGGGGAGUUUAUGGCAGCAGCGAGUGAUGUGCUGGAUGUGUGGAAUGCCCUGUACAGAGAGACGGUGGGGGCAGGAGAGGGAGAGGCUGGGUCUGGUCACCAAGAGGCAGAGGGAGAGACAGAAACACUGGAGGAGCUGAACCACCUGAGGGCCAGCCAGGACAGCCAUGACCCAGUGCAGCGGGAGAUAGAGGAGGUGAAGAAGGCGUACCGGGAGUUCCUGUCCGACUCCCUGUGUGUGGACCACUUCAGGGUGUUCGAAUGUGUGCGCUGCCUCCUCAGGGACGACCCAGCGCUCUUCAGGAAGGUGUUCUGCAAGGUAUACAUCAUUGAGGGCCUGGAGGAGCUGCCCUUGAUGGAGAGAGCACUACUGAAGCUCAUCUCCAAGGACUCCAGAGUGUACCGAGUGAGCACUGAGCUGCCCUUCCCUGACGCCGCUCCUCACUCUCCUUCCGCCCUUGACAUAUCCGGCAUCCACGAGACCACCAUCCUUCAGACACCUUGCAGACACGAGGAGAAGCAAGCAGACCAGACUGAUGGAGUGCCACAAGGUUCCAUGGACACAGUUAGCACACAGACACCCUCACAGACAACAGAGAGGACAGCAGAUGAUCAAAACGAAAUGGCCACCCCAAGAAAGAGAGCACCAACAACAGAGGAAGAUGACAGCAAUAACAUGGAUACUACAGACAAAAUAGCAUCACAAGAGGAAAGCAAGGACAGCAACAAGGAUGAACAAGCAGUAACACAAGAAGAAAAGGGAGAAUGCGAGAACACAACCACCCCAACAAAACCAUCAACACAAGAGGAAAACAGCAAUACCAAGAACUCAAGCACUACUAGAAACACAGAAAAACAAAUGAAAAGCGAAAACGACAACACAAACACACCAGCAAAACCAGCAACACAAGAGGAACACAGCAAUACCAAGACCUUACCCACUCCUAGCAACACAGAAAAACAAACCAAAAGCGAAAAUGACAACACCCUCACCCCAGAGAAACCAAGAACACAACCUUCAACAAUGGCUAUACAGGUGGAGGGAGUGGAAGAGACCCUGGCGGAGGUGGUUGAUGGGGCGCCUCGCUACCCUGCCAGAGCCACGGUUAACAGCGAGUCCGAGACAUACGUUGAACGGCUCUUCCUGGCUCACGUGCGGCUCAUGAUCAACACAAGGGAUGAGCUGGCCCUUACCUUGGCCUGCAGCAUGCCUGGGAGGGAGAUCAGUCAGCAGGGCUUCACGGACAUCAGGCAGGAGGCCCAGCGGAAGGAGAUGCCCAUGUACCAGACCAUUGUGUCGUUUAUCCUGCGGCAGCGUCUGGGCGGCAAGGGGUACCAGCCGGAGCCCGACAACCCUGUGCUCGCCCACUCCAAACCUCUCGGGGAGUUUGUGGACGCACUCAUGAAGCUUCAGAGUACGCUGGAGGCACAGACAGACCCAAGGCAAGGUGCAGCUCGUGUUUUGUGUGGCAUCAAGACCAGCCUGGGCAAGAUGAAGGGCUGCAUGCUGAAACGCAGGAUGAUUGAGGCCGUUGCUGACCACCUUUGUGCUGCCCUUGAUCAACUGGUGGAGGCCGCAGAGAGGGACAAGAAUGCCUCUGCUGACAAGGAUGGUUCGGAGUGUGCCAAACCCAGCAAGCUUCAACCCUCUCUUAAGCACCUCAUCCGCCUGUGUGAUGCGGCUGGGGGGCAGGCAUACGGCGGCGGGGUGGUGGAUGCGCUGGGCGGCGACCUCCUCACACAACUCAGCAGCUCCAAGAAGACAACAAAAACACCUCUCAAGGUCCCAUCAGUCCUCACACUCUUCAGGUCACCAGCAGUAAUUUAUGAGAAGGGAGAAGAGGAAGAAGAGGAAGAUCUAGAGACAAGACUUAAGAGGAAGAUGGGACAAUCAGUAACUGCUCCUGCACAGCCAAAGAGGUUCAAGUCGGCAUGCUCCUGGGCGCCCAUCAACAUGUCCCCCAUCGAUGCCGAUAAGCUCAACCUCUCCUUCAGCUCGCCCAUCGCUGGUCCGUCCCUCAAGGCCAUGGGCAAGGCAGCCAAGCGCCCCUCAGAGGACUGGAGGGAGAUUGUGGCAGAAGUAACACAGGAGGAAGAGUCAGUCCCUACCACGAGUAAAACAGCCUCCCCUGCACCCAAGCCAGACAAGAAAGACAACGGCAAACCCAAGAAGAGCAAGAGGUCACUACUGAAGGACAUUUCCAACAUGGGUACUGAAGAUGAGGAGACGAAGAGCAAGAAGAAGCCGGCAGUGGAGGAGAAGGGAGCCAAGAAGAAGAAAGAACCCAAGGCGAAGAAGGAACCCAAGAUGAAGCCACUCCUCAAGGGACAAAGAUCCAUCACCUCAUUCUUCAAGACCUGAGUGUGGAGUGACUGUGUGCAUGUGUGUGUUGGGUGAAGGUUUCAAUGGGUUCUGGGGUUGUGUGUCUGAUGCUGUAGCCCAUUUUCACUGCAUAUUUACCUGUGAAAUGCAGAAUGUCAGGGUAUGUGUGUGUGUGUGCAGGGGGGUCGCACAACAUUUUUAACUGGUUGCAGUGAUAGUUUUAUACAUGUUUUCAGCAUGUAGACGUCCUUAAAACAGGUUCUUAUGUGUGUCUAAUAGGGAAGGAGGAGAAAGGAAAUGUGGAUGUAUUGGUGUUAGUACAUUUUCCACCAGUUUCACUCAAAGGCUUUGUCAGAGGGAAGGAGGUGGUUCAGGUGU
Messenger RNA from Eriocheir sinensis (Chinese mitten crab), 3297 nucleotides. RefSeq lists its product as uncharacterized. The record is from RefSeq and is a predicted model, not a curated record. Gene Ontology annotation, biological process: negative regulation of double-strand break repair via homologous recombination. NCBI's taxonomy places the organism in Eukaryota, Metazoa, Arthropoda, Malacostraca, Decapoda, Varunidae. Bases 175 to 2958 code for a protein of 927 amino acids. The transcript has 12 exons. Gene Ontology annotation, cellular component: chromatin.